Messenger RNA from Myodes glareolus (Bank vole), 1219 nucleotides. The record is from RefSeq and is a predicted model, not a curated record. Lineage: Eukaryota; Metazoa; Chordata; Mammalia; Rodentia; Cricetidae.
AGAGGAAGCGCAGACAGGCUGUCACCCCAGGUUGGCCGCAGUGAGGAGGGGAGAACGUUCCUCCUGGGACACGAGCUGCUGGAAAGUUCCUGUGUCUGGCUCACUGGAUUUCAAAUCUAAAGAAGACAGAACCUUGUGCCUGCCUGCCCAAGCCUCUUACUGGUGCUUUUAGUGGCCCCGGGUCUGAGACUCCGACCUUCACUGCACGAUCGAGGGUCUCUAGGGUUCCCACAGCCCUAGAACCAUCCAGCUGUGUGAAUCCAGGGUGCUGUUCCGCCUGAGUGUGAGGACUGGCUGGUUAGCAACAAAACAAGUGCCCUCUGGGGCCUCUGGCAGAGGCCCGAAGCUGGAACCAUCAGGGAAUAUGAGUGAAUUUUGGCACAAACUGGGCUGUUGCGUGGUAGAGAAACCCCAGCCGAAGAAGAGGAGAAGACGAAUUGACCGCACCAUGAUCGGGGAACCAAUGAAUUUUGUCCACUUGACCCACAUCGGCUCAGGAGAGAUGGGGGCUGGAGACGGGCUUGCCAUGACCGGUGCGGUUCAGGAGCAGAUGAGAUCCAAGGGAAACCGGGACAGACCGUGGAGCAAUUCUAGGGCCUUGUAGCUCCCACGGGCCUGGCUCUGCAGUCUUGGCGUUCCCAUUCCGUGUCCAGCCCAGAAGAAAUGCUGCCCACACCAGAUCCCUUCCACAACCAGUGACCCAAGGGCCCCACCUCCCCCCCUCUUCCUAACAAGUGCCUCCCACGGCAUGGGGGCUGGACUCCCUCUCCUCCCUCUGGCCUCUGCCCUCCUGGAGAUGGGCUCAAGGCAGCAGGACUGACCACUUGACUACUGGUGGGCCAGAGGAGCUCAGCUGCCCUGGGCACCCUAGAUCUGAGCUGGGGGUUCUCUGGGAACCUGGAAUGAGUUCCCUGCUCCGGAAUGAAGGUCGGGUGCCACCUGUUUAAACUUCUUGCCUUUACUUUUUAAAUGAGGCAGGUAGGUGAGGGGACCACAGCUGCCUCCUUGCCCUCUUUCCUUCUGGAAUGAGCAAUGCAGAGUCCAAGGGGCGGGGUUACCAUUGCCCAGUACACCGCUGGAUUUCAGAUGAAAACUCACAGCCCUCCAUGUCUCUGCUGGCACCAGGGUCUUGCUCCAGUUAGGCCUCUAAUUCCGUGCUUCUGUAGUAUUAAUAGCUUCCCAGAAAUAUUCUCUUUUUUUAAUUAAAAUUUUAAUUUAA